AUGGAUUUAUCGAAAUUGACCCGUCCGGCCAUCCUGUGCCAAUGUUUGCGCUGUUCGAGCUCCCUGGCCGCACUGGAGAAUGAAUGGGCCAAGCUUUCCAACUCUUAUUCCGUCGCAGCAGGAUGGCUAAGCGUCGAACUUCACCGCAUUUCAAUCUCGCCGGAAAAGAAAAAAAUACCACAAUCAUCAGACCUGAGUGUCCUCCGUGGACGUAUCCUGCAAGAGAUCUCCUGCAAGCUCUGCCAGCAGAAAAUAGGUGUGCUGUGUUCGCUAGAUAAUGGUCCUAAUGUCUUCUGGAAGCUAUCAAAGGUCUCGUUCCGGGAAAUCGUGUCCAUGCGCACGGUAGAACCUUCGUUCAAAGAUGGGCUACUCGAGCGCCUGAUCAACCCACCUCAGAAAGAAUCGACCCGACGGGACAGGGCGUCCAUCCAACCCGGAGCCUUGGUACCGGUCGGUUCAUCCGAGAUGGACCAUUAUACCGCAUCCGUGGAGCAGCAGAUCCAGCACCAUGGACUGAGUCUCGACCAUAUCUCAAGUUCCGUGAGCAACCUACACGACACCAUGUCGGAGCUCAAAGGUGCAUUCACAGCGCUCCGUAUCGAACUGAACGGCCCCGGUCGGUUCUCCGAUCUAGGAAACACCAUGAACAACGACUUCAACAUGAUCACAACAGUCUUGAAGGAGCUGAAAUCCAAAUCAGAAGAGAUCGAAAAGCUAAAAUUAGAAAUCGAGGCCUUGAAACUCAAAAACCGCUACAUGGAAGAGCAGAACACAAGACAGCAGCAGCUACCCUCGACCCUAGCGGUACCCGCCCCACUCCCAGAAGUCCGCAGCCCGGGAUUGCUCCAAGCUGGCAGGAAGCGGCCAUGGCCGGACUCCUGGCCCAGCGGCCGCACACAACCGAUCGCCGACUCUUUCGACGACGGCGACGAGGAAGACAGCAUCGACUUCUUCCUGGAAGACUCACAUAUGCCCCCGGUCAAGAUCCCGUUAAAGGCCCCGAGACCAACGCAGUGA
Molecule: messenger RNA, 1017 nt
Organism: Aspergillus nomiae NRRL 13137
Lineage: Eukaryota; Fungi; Ascomycota; Eurotiomycetes; Eurotiales; Aspergillaceae
Exons: 2
Coding region: 1-1017 (338 amino acids)
Source: RefSeq, a predicted model, not a curated record